GUAGCUAGCCAACAGGCAAAAUGGCAAAAUCAUCUUCAUCUCAGCCUGUGCUUGUUCAGCAUAUGCCCCUAAAUUUCAAAACCCUAGGGUAAUAGUAAUUCUAUCUCACGCCAAUUUGUUUGCUUCAGUAUUAGGAAAUCCGAUUGCUGUUCAUGCUGACUAAUAUUUGUGAAAAGAAGAUGCUUUAAAUUUAUUGUCAAAAUUGGAGUGAUGCAGCUGAGGUUUAGGGUUCAAUCGAAUUGAUCAGAUAAAUUUUUCCCUAUUAUUCAAAGGAAAUGGAAAAGUUUUAAUUGAGCCAUCCAUUUACGAGGAUAGAGUUGAAUCUGCAAAUCACACUUGGCGAUUUGGCAAUUCCAAUCAUGGCGGACGAGAAUUCAGAUAAUCGGCAGCAAGAAGAUUCCGCCGUCGGAGAUGGCGGUGAUAAAUACGGUGAUGCCGACGACACAAACACCGCAAGCAGCUCGAAUUCAGCACUGGCAGAUGGUUUGUCUCGGUUGAUUUCAUCUGUCAUGACUGCCUUCGAUUCCCGAGCUGAAGCCACUGGCCGGAGUCAAGAUCAACUCGCCUUCGCAAUCGAUCGUCUCACCGGAGAGCUUGACAAAUUGCUAGAGGAUGCUCCAUCGCCGUUUAUUAUGCAGCAUGCUGCUAGGAUUUCUGGUGUUAGGAAAAGGGUUAAAUCGUUGAAUAGUGUUUUGAAGUCCAUUCAAUGGCGCAUUGACAAUAUGGAUCGGAUGCUGUCCGCUGGAUUAGCUCAUGUGCAGAGACAAUGGCGGGUGAAAGCAGUGAGCAGCAGCAUGCUGAAUAAGGCAUCACUUGAAAACAGUGGCUGGAAUUUACAUCCACCUUGUUGUAGUCAAGAUAUGGAUGGAAACAACCAAUUGAUAAACUAGAAUACAUGCUGAUGACUGCCUACGAGCAAUCGUUUUAAUAUCUUUUGGGGAUAUUUUUUUUGUUGGUUUGCCUCAGUAUUUUUCAUUUCUCUUAGGAAGUGAUGCAUUUGUCAUCUUGUACGGUGCCACUCUGAUAAAGUUACAAAUUUGAUAUGGUUGUUCAAAAAUACUCUCUCUGAAAAGUAAAAGUUAUAUUAUCAUCUUCCAUUAAA
Messenger RNA from Salvia splendens (bonfire salvia), 1102 nucleotides. RefSeq lists its product as uncharacterized. Gene Ontology annotation, cellular component: synaptic vesicle; BORC complex; BLOC-1 complex. The transcript has 3 exons. Gene Ontology annotation, molecular function: SNARE binding. NCBI's taxonomy places the organism in Eukaryota, Viridiplantae, Streptophyta, Magnoliopsida, Lamiales, Lamiaceae. Gene Ontology annotation, biological process: regulation of synaptic vesicle exocytosis; intracellular protein transport; lysosome localization. Bases 360 to 890 code for a protein of 176 amino acids. The record is from RefSeq and is a predicted model, not a curated record.